AUGGAUUCCACCACCUCCGCACAAGGCUCUGCCGGUUCGUCAAGCGCGAAUAGCAGCAGCUGGACCGCAUUCCUCAAGUCGAUUGCAUCGUUCAAUGGCGACCUCUCCAGCCUGACGGCCCCGCCCUUUAUCCUUUCAGCCAAAAGCUUGACUGAAUUCAGCUCCUACUGGGCCGAACACCCGGCCAUCUUUGCUGCCCCGGCCAGCGAGCCCGAUCCCGAAAAGCGCGCCGUCCUGGUGCUCAAGUGGUUCCUGACUACGCUUAAGCAGCAGUAUGCCAGCCGCAGCGAGCAGUACGGCAACGAGAAGAAGCCGCUCAACCCCUUUCUGGGCGAGCUCUUCCUCGGCCGCUGGGAAGACGAAGAGUCCGGCACCACCGAGCUUAUCAGCGAGCAGGUCAGCCACCACCCGCCAGCCACUGCCUACAGCAUCACCAAUCUUCCCACCGGUGUCCAUUUGGAGGGCUACAACGCCCAGAAGGCCUCCUUCAGCCGCUCCAUCAACAUCAAGCAGAUCGGCCACGCCGUCCUGACCGUUCCCGUACCAACAUCAGCCACACAAACACCCGCGUCAGCAGCCGUCAACGGCAAUGGCACCACCGAUACUUACGUCAUCACGCUGCCGGCCAUCCACGUCGAGGGCCUAUUUGUCGGCGCCCCCUUCCUCGAGCUGGAGGGCUCAACCUACAUCACAUCGUCCACCGGCUACACAGCGCGCAUCGACUACUCCGGCCGCGGCUGGAUCAGCGGCAAGAAGAACAGCGUCACUGCCGUGCUGUACCGCACUGGCAACGAGCGCGACGUGCUGUACCAUGUCUCCGGCCAGUGGACCAAGGCUUUUGACAUCUUCAAGGGCCCUGCCAAGAGCCAAGACCUUUUCAUCAGCUACACCCCCGAGUCCAAGCCGACCACCCCGCUGAUUGUCGAGCCCAUCGAAGCCCAGCACCCGCUCGAGAGCCGUCGUGCCUGGGCCCGUGUUGCCGCCGGCAUCGCCAAAGGCGACCUCGACGCUGUCGGCCUCGAGAAGGGCAAGAUCGAGACCGCCCAGCGCGAGGAGCGUACGCGCGAAAAUGCCGAGGGCCGCGACUGGACCCGCCGCUACUUUACCGACGCAGCUGCCGGCCGUAGCACUGCCAGCGAUCCUGCCCUUGCUGCCCUUGGCAGCGCCGCCGGCCUGUCCGCCAAUGGCGACUGCGACAAGACUGGCGGCCUCUGGCGCUUCGACAGCGCAAAGGCUGCUGCUGUCCGCCAAAAGGGGCCCCUGUCCGAGGCCGAGGCUGCCGAGCUGGCCAAGCGUCUUCUAGGCCAGUAG
Messenger RNA from Grosmannia clavigera kw1407, 1311 nucleotides. RefSeq names its product oxysterol-binding protein. The record is from RefSeq and is a predicted model, not a curated record. Gene Ontology annotation, biological process: endocytosis; piecemeal microautophagy of the nucleus; maintenance of cell polarity. The coding region runs from base 1 to 1311 and encodes 436 amino acids. Lineage: Eukaryota; Fungi; Ascomycota; Sordariomycetes; Ophiostomatales; Ophiostomataceae. The transcript has 2 exons. Gene Ontology annotation, cellular component: membrane; intracellular membrane-bounded organelle; cytosol. Gene Ontology annotation, molecular function: oxysterol binding.